GACAAACUUCAAAACUAUUAUUAUUUUCGUACAGAUAGUGUGGUGUGUGAAUCUAUGAACAUAGUAUAAGUUGGAUGUGGAAAGUAGAGGAUUUUGUACGUGAAACGUUAUUAAACGUUCAAAUCCAAAAUGACAUCCGUGGACUCCGGAAUUGAAACAAGUAAUAACUCCGACGAUAGCUCGAUUGCUCAAAAUGAAGUAACUGAAGAAAUUAAUAAUGAUUCAGCUUCUGCAAUGAUAACCAAUAAUCAAAAUGAAGAAGAAGAGAUUAGACCGGGCAUUCUUCAUACGAAAUUUAGUUCAGAUUGGUCUCUUUGUUUAUCAAAUAGUAAUAUCCAAAAUUCUAUACCAACAAGUAGUUCAAGACCACGUUUCGAUGUAUCUUCUAAUAAUGUUUUAGAGAUUAAGUUUCCUUUGAGAUGUAAAUCUAAAACAACAGCCAGGUCCUUUUUAGUAAAUAGAAAUGUUUAUUAUAGGAAAAUAAAAUUUGUCAGUGGAGCACGUAAAAAUCAUCAUCUUGUUCCUAUAUUUGAUGUUCAUACCCGUCUUAUUGAACACAGAAUGAGAAUUGCUGCAGCAACAAACAAUACCAUAAUGAUGAGAACUCUUUUAAAUUCUGGUGCUUCUCCUAAUACUUGUGAUGCACAAGGAAGAACUCCUCUUCAUCUUGCCUCUUGCAGAGGUUCUACAGAAAUGGUUCGUUUAUUAUUGGAACAUGGUGCAGAUCCAAAUCUUCGGGAUUCUGUAGGUAAUACACCAUUACAUUUAGCUGCUGUAACAAGCAAAAUAUCUGUGGUGACACUUCUUUUAAAUGCGGGAACGGAUCCUUUAUGUUUGGACCAAUAUGGUUAUAAUCCAUUACAUUUAGCGCAGACAAAAUUAAAGUUAUUACAAAAUUGUGAAGGAGAAGCUAUAGUGAAAAUUAAAGAAGAAGUUCAGAAUAUAGUUAGUAUGUUGUUGGCAUAUUUGCAAAAGCACAAAGAUUCUCACAAAAAAAUGGAAACUUUGAGCACUUUAUGUUCGCGUUUAUCUUUAUCAAACACAUCCAAUCAAGUUCAAGAUGAUGUAAAAGACUUAUUGGCUAAUUUGGAUGCUUUAUCAAUAACACAAUAAUCUCAUAUUUACUUUAACAAAUUAAUAAUUUUAUAAAUAAAUUAAAUAUAAUAUGGAACUCAGAGGGAUCAAUAUAAAUUAAAUUUUUAGUUACGCGAUAAUAAUUUGAUUUUUUUUUUUUUAAUUCAAUUUAUAUUGAAAAGCAUUUCUGUUAAUUUAUAUACGCGCGUGAGAUAGAGUUUCGAUUUCAAAAUCAUAACCUCAAUUGAUUAUAGGAGUGUUAAAUCGAUAAAGUAAAAUAUUACGAAUUAAAAACUAUUAUAUCAAGUAUAUUUAUUUCUGUAAAUAAAUAUUCUUAAUAUUUUUACGAUCUUU
Molecule: messenger RNA, 1428 nt
Organism: Apis mellifera (honey bee)
Lineage: Eukaryota; Metazoa; Arthropoda; Insecta; Hymenoptera; Apidae
Product: ankyrin repeat domain-containing protein 54
Exons: 4
Coding region: 130-1113 (327 amino acids)
Molecular function (GO): protein binding
Source: RefSeq, a predicted model, not a curated record